GAAAUUUGUGUGAGUAGUGUCUUGUUAUGAUUAUCAGUGGCAAUAAUUUGUACUCGAAACAUGGUCAUCAGCAAAUAUUACUCUGUCACACAUUGUGAGACUUUAUCAAAAUAAAUGUUACCCGUAAUGGAAUUAUACUCUAUCACAGUGCACAAGUUUUAUACUUAUAUCAAAUUUUAUCUAAUAUGGAAAUAAUCUACAAUGUUUGUGUUUUUUGGUUUCUAAUUUCAGUCGACCCAACAUUUAUGGUGUCUUUUCUUCCGAAGCAUAAAAGUGAUGACAGAGAAAGUUGUCUAAUCCAAUGGGUUAACUUUUGUCAGUCCAAUAUACAUGACAGUUGCACUAAUGAUACAUCUACUGCCACUACAGCUAAAGAUUUAGAGGAGUUUUUAAAAAUAUUUGAAGCUAAUUCACGCGCUGACAAUAAUACUCAUGAUGAUUUAGAAUAUAUUGAAAGUCUGUGGAAUUCUAAUCUAGGCUGUCGUCGUCAAAGCGGCUCUUUAGAGCUGACUGACAACAAGCCAGUACUGUCUGAUCAUCAUGUCAAUUCAACAACUAUGCCUACAAAUACUGUAAUCAAAUUUCUUUGUGAUUUAUUCUACUCUCCGGAUAUUUCAGUGCUGAUCUAUCAUAAUGAUUUUGAAGUGAUUAUUGAAGUGAUAAAUCGACAAUUACGCGAUUUAGAACCUGAUUCUGAGGAUUUACCUCAUUUCCUGCAACUCCUGGGCAUCAUGUCAGCCAGUUCAUGUCUUACAGUAAGAGAUUCCGCCAAAAUUCAUGAUACAAUAGAUUCCUUGAAAUCAAUUUGA
Messenger RNA from Trichobilharzia szidati, 809 nucleotides. The record is from the annotation of a GenBank genome assembly. Lineage: Eukaryota; Metazoa; Platyhelminthes; Trematoda; Strigeidida; Schistosomatidae.